This is a messenger RNA of Cavia porcellus (domestic guinea pig), 483 nucleotides long. RefSeq names its product H3.4 histone, cluster member (gene H3-4). Gene Ontology annotation, cellular component: nucleosome. The transcript is spliced from 2 exons. Gene Ontology annotation, molecular function: protein heterodimerization activity; DNA binding; structural constituent of chromatin. NCBI's taxonomy places the organism in Eukaryota, Metazoa, Chordata, Mammalia, Rodentia, Caviidae. The record is from RefSeq and is a predicted model, not a curated record.
AUGGGAGACAUGCUGGCCGCGCGCUCACAAGAGACAGGACAGGAUGCCUUCUGCUUACUAGAGACCAUAAGCCAUGUGGCUCGGACAAAGCAGACUGCACACAAGUCAACAGGUAGCAAGGCUCCACGCAAGCAACUAGCUACCAAGGUAGCUUGUAAGACUGCACUAGCCACAGGGGGUGUAAAGACGCCGAAUCACUACCGACCUGGCACCGUGGCACCAUGUGAGAUUCGCCGCUCUCAGAAAUCCACUGAGCUGCUGAUCCGCAAGCUCCCAGGCCAGCGCCUGGUACCUGAGGUUGCUCAGGACUUCAAGACUGAUUUUCACUUCCAGAGCUCUGCAGUGAUGGCACUGCAGGCCUGCAAGUCCUACCGGGUGGGGCUCUUUGAGGACACCAACCUGUGUGCUAUCCACGCCAGGCGGGUCACCAUCAUGCCCAAGGACAUCCAGCUUGCAUGCUGAAUCCGCAGGGAGCGGGCCUAG